CGAGUCUCCGUCUAUGCGACGUCCUCCCAGUCGGUGGUGAUUCGCGUGGCGCCGCCUCGCCUAUUCGCCGUUGGCGGCGGCAGCGGCGGCGGCGGCGGGGGCGGCCGGCAUGCGGACACCGGCUCUUCGUCGACAGAGUCGACGUCGACACGGACGAGACGGUGUCGACAGUUGCGGCGUCGGCGAUUGGUCGAGACGCGGCUGUUGCCGUUGCGCUAUCGCAUCGAGUGCUCGUGUCGAGCCGACUUUGACGCCGCCACUCGACACGCCUUCAUCGUCGAGCCGCCCGUCAGCGUCGACUUUGUCUUCUCCGGCCUCGCCGACUCGCCCGACCAGUCGCGGCCACGCACCACCAGACAGAGUCUGGACGAGACGAUGAAGCGUGUUUCGUCGCGCCGCGACGACGACCAACUGGAGCUGGAACGGCGACAGAAGGAAGACAGCGAAGAGGACGAGGAGGAGAAGGAGGAGGAGGAGGAGGAGGAGGAUGAGGAGGAUGAAGAGGAGGAAGGGUACGAGGAAGAGGAGGAGGAGGAAGUAGAUGAAACGGAGGAAGAGGAGGAAGAGGAAGAAGAGAAGGAAGAGGAGGAGGAGGAGGAGGAGGAGGCAGAAGAGCCAAUGAGCUGGUGCUGGAAUGCGCCGUUUCGGGUGGGCUACUACGAGUUGAAGGGACUGGCGCCGGGACAGGCGGUGUUUGUGCGUGUGUUCGCCUUCUCCUUCGCCGGCUGGUCCGAGCCCGUCUCCUCCACCCCCAUCGGCCUGCUCCCCUCCUCCUGGCACCAGGCUUUGCUACCGGCGCUGGCGCCGCCGCGCCGCUUCAUGGGCCGAACGCAGACGAGCCAAUUGGACGAGCUGCGCGCCCAUCUCGAGCACGAGUUGGCCAAUUGGGCGGGUCCUUCUGGCGUUGGCGUCGCCGUUGGUGAGCCGGUCGACGGCGAGUCGACGUCGGAAGCGGGUGGAGCGGGUGGAGCGGGUGACGGCGACGCGGGGUUGGUGCAGACGAGGCGGGUGCACUCGCCGGUGGGGCAGCGCAAGUUGUCCAUCCGGUCGCUGUUCGUCUCGGCCAGCGUCAAGUUCACCAAGCACACGAAAACCGGCGUCUACUUGGCCCUCGUCUGCCACGUGCGCGCGCCCACGUCGACGUCGGCCACGCCGACGCUGGCGCGCCAGCCAAUCGUCCUCUUCGACGACGCACUGCCGCUCAUCCGCGUCACUCGCGACCUCCCUCCGCCCACCCAAUUGGCCGGCGAGGUCGGCUGGCUCGCGCGCCUCCUCGCCGACGCCGGCGCCCUCGACCUGCGAUUGGUCAACCGCGCUCUCGCCGUCGCCGGACACGCCGGCCUCCCGGCUACGCUGCAGCUCAAGGCGCGUCUGUGCGUCGCCGUGCAACGUCUACAA
Molecule: messenger RNA, 1398 nt
Organism: Protopolystoma xenopodis
Lineage: Eukaryota; Metazoa; Platyhelminthes; Monogenea; Polystomatidea; Polystomatidae
Source: the annotation of a GenBank genome assembly